UUCCAUUUGUCCACACAGUCCAUUCCGUAUAGGAUUAUAUAUUUUUACAUGUAAGUGUGCGCACAUCACCUGUUUGUGUUUUUGCCCCUUUGAAAAACAAACAACUAGUGGUUGUAUUCAGUGGCUAUUAUGCUAUAUAUAUUGUAGUAAGGUCUUCAACAUUCCCUUCUCAGCUUCUUCCUCGUUAUUAUCCUCUUACCCUGUUCUUGCUGUGUGUGAGAGAGAGAUCAAGAUCAUGGGGAAUUGCCAAGCCAUUGAUACAGCAACACUAGUGAUACAGCAACCAAAUGGGAAAGUAGAAAGGUUAUAUUGGCCUGUGAGUGCUAGUGAAGUGAUGAAGGGUAACCCUGGUCACUAUGUUGCUCUUCUCAUCUCUUCCACCACAUUGUGCACUUCCAAAGACAACAAUAACAAUAACCAAAAUGCCCCAAACAACAAUAACAACAACAACCACCCUGUUAGGUUAACACGGAUCAAGCUUCUCAAGCCAACAGAUACCCUUGUUCUUGGACAAGUUUAUAGACUCAUCUCAGCUCAAGAGGUUAUGAAGGGUCUGUGGGCAAAGAAACAAGCAAAGAUGAAGAAAAACUUACUAUCAGAAUCAGAUCAAGUGGUGAAGUUGAAACCUGGGUUUGACAUGAACAAGGCAGCAAGGAGCCUUGUUGAGCAGGAGGACAAACAAGAAAGUAAUAAAGGUGAAAGACAUGGGUCAAGGACAACAACAUCAAGUAGUAAUGGUGGUAGUGGCACAACAACAGCUAAGUCAUCAAGAACAUGGCAACCCUCUUUACAAAGCAUCUCUGAGGCAACAACCUGAUCUAUCUGUUCUUUGAAUCUUGCUCACAUGCAGUGAGGGACAGACAGAGGAGCAAUUUCAGGACUCAAACCAACCAAAGAGACAAAUCUUGUUUAGUACCUCCAUGAUUGCUUAGAUCUGUUCAUAAUUUAAAUAUAUAGUACAUUCAGGGAGAGGAGGGUCCAAGAAUCAACUCAGAGAUAAUGCGAAAUUCUCUUGCUCUUGGUUCAUGCACAAUAAUAUUAAUAUUAAUAUUAAUAUUAAUGAUGAUAAUAAUUGUGUAUAAUAAAGGUUGACAUAUGGAACAUCAA
Molecule: messenger RNA, 1107 nt
Organism: Arachis stenosperma
Lineage: Eukaryota; Viridiplantae; Streptophyta; Magnoliopsida; Fabales; Fabaceae
Exons: 3
Coding region: 236-817 (193 amino acids)
Source: RefSeq, a predicted model, not a curated record